AAAGCCAGAAAUAGCCUUUGCCAGACAAAGCAACGUCUUCAGAGGAAACUGCGCAGGUGAGUAUUACUGAUAUAACGAAACAAUGUUUCACGUAAUUUUUUGAUUUCUUUAGUUGUGAUUUCCUUUCAGUCAAUUCACGACCAAUCGCAGCAAGACGAAAAUAACUAUUGACUCAAAUUUCGAAAAUAAUAGUUUAUAACACUGCUCUCUGACGUCUUCUUCUAUCAAGAGAACAUAUUUUUCAUGUCUUGGCACUUUUUCUCCCUUUUUUUUCCUGUGGUACACAAAAGAACAUUCAAAACGUUUACCAAAACAUAGUACCUCAGUUCUUCGCGCGCUUGCAACAACCACACUUCGUUUGCCUACGUGUCAUUUGGAAACUUGACAACUAUAAAACCUUGAUUUGGCUUCUGAUUCGUUUUUUCCUCUUCUAAUACUAACCUGCUGGAAGAUGUUGUAUUAAAUUGCCCGUGCUCUUCACUGUCCUUUAUUCAUCGUGAUUUUUAAAGCACCAAAUACUGCGCGAUCCUUCUCAAAGUAUGUUUCGGCCAUCAAGACGACCACACGAAACACUUUAGGUGACUGGGACGAUCACAAUAGACUGGUUAGAACUGUAGUGAAAAUAUUGAUGGGUUAAAUAUAAUCUAACAAAUCCCCUUAAUCGACGCGGAUCAAUAAAGAUGAUUAUGAGAAAACUAAACUUAGAAAGAUACAGGUUCAAAAAUUUGAAAUAUAAAAGAACACUAUUUUUAUAACAUCCAUAGAUUUAUGCAGUAAUCCUUAAGACAACGGUAGUCAGGAAAUUUGUCUUGGAUUUCUCCUUUUCAAACCAAAACUUUCUACAAGAGGAAACUAUGGAACUACAAAAGAUAUACAUGCAGAGCAGACCGCGUUUAUUUGUAGGUUUUUUAACUAUUUAGGACGGUUUAUAUAUCACCCGUUUCCAAAAAUGUUUUCCUGAGAAGAAAGAUAGAUAGAUCCUUUUGUUUUGAAUUAACAAGUGAAUCCAACUCAAUUUCAGCGUGUGCAAGCUUGUACAGGGUUCCUACCGAUUUUUGAAUCCAAAUUAACUUCAGGAAUGUUUUCAGACAUUUUUUACAAACAAUAAUUUCUUUUCCAGACUCAACGAUUAUCAAAUGGGUGAUCAAUAGAGACCUUAGAAAACGCAGGAACAAAACUUUUUUCAUGAUGUGCUGCAAACGUAUUGGCUAUAUUGAAUAAAAUUUGACCAAAAUAAAAAAUUUUCACUUUUACAGCGCUUGUUAUAGCUUUGAAAAAAAAAGUCAAGACUUUUCAUCAUUUUUCCAGACUUUACCUCCAUUUUCUAGACUUUUUCCAGGUCUGGAAAACUGCAGGGCAAAUUUCAAGACUUUUUCAAGAAUUUUAAACUCUGUACAAACCCUGCGUGUAGCACGCUUGUUAUCAACCUGUCUAACAACAAAAGUACUUAAAAUUUGAAGGUUCCUUAUUUGGGUCCAGCACACAAGACUAGAUUUCACUGGAAGCACGAAUAAAAUUCACUGGACCGCCUCAUUUCUAUUUGUGCUGUGCUUCUAAAAUACAUCAAACAGGUAUUGAAGAGUGCUUGUAUUGGGUCAUACCUAACUAACGAGGUAUUUUACGACUAGACUUCCAAUGACUUUAGUGGGCUCUAGUUGUUGAAGAUUGGAACCUACAUGUAGUGAAGUAUAUUGGACAUUUUGGGGGGAAAGGAGAAAAGAGAUAAAUUUCGGAUGUAAGGAAGGUUAAUGAAGUAUGCAUCACAAUUUUCUGAACUUCCUUAUGUAAAUAAAAUAUAAAUAUAUAUUGGGUUUAAGAAGGAAACACUAGAAAAGCUAUACGGGAGGGAAAAUUAAAAACACUGCAGUAGGAUUUCUACAGUGUUUUCAGGAAUUCGCAGUCCAGAGUCUAAACAAGGGUGAAUAUAUGACAUUUAGAAAGUAUUCCCAAAGUUUCUUUUUCUUUUCUACGCAGGGAAAAUGAUUCCUUUCACGGUGGCACCUUUACUGUUGGUCUGCUUUACAAUAGCGGAAGGUGGAAUUCCAAGUGAGCCCCUUUUUUACCAUGUACUCGAAGGCCAACUCUUUGGAAUUGGAAUCUGGCCCGCGCCAUAAUAAAGAUGUGAAGCUUCAAAAUAGAAAAAGAAAAUAUUGGAAAAUUUGACCAAACAAUGCUAAGUUUUCUUGUUGACUUUGGAACAUGUCAUGAGCUAUCACGGUCCAUCCUCGGAGACCCAGGGGUGGUCAAUCGCGAAGGGUCAAAAAGCAGGGGCAGUUUGUCAAGAUCCGACUGAUCGCCCUUGGGUCUCCGAGGAUGAUUCUGGUCUAGAACUGACUUUGAAUCAAAACGCAACUCAUCAGGAAGGAAGAAACGCAGUUUGAUCUAAAGGAAAGGCAGUACUAACAUUACAAUGUAGUGAUAAGUAAUGUACUAUAUUUUUAGCUUGGGGUCUUAUGGAUUUGAAAAGUUGCACAAUUCUGUUUACAGUCAGUUUCCUCAUAGUGACCACUUCUCGUAAGCGACCACUUUAAAAAUAAACGUUUUGUUUCUCACAAAUACUGUUUCAAAAACUCUCAUAAGCGACCACUUUUCCUAUUUCUUACGCGACCGCGAUCACUUUUAAGGCCAAAAAUUUGACAUAUUCUUUUGUUUUCUGUUUCUAAUUCUGGUAAGCGACCACUCUCCUUGUAGAGUUACUCGAAUGUCACAAAUGUUCAGUUUUUAACAUCGCUGACCCAGAGCAAAAAAUACACUUUAAUAAUAGUACAGAGUGUACUUUCAAGUAAAGAUAAGUUCGCCGAUAAUCGGGGUCUGCAGACGAAAGUGCCUGAUAUUCUUUUUGACUUAAGGCUCAAAACACAAAAGCAAUCGAGCAUUCUAGAUUUCGUCGAGAAGCUUUCGAAUGCGACCGAGUGAUUGUGAAAUGUAAAUACUGUUAAGUCUGAAUUGGAGUACAAUUAAGUAUAUGCACCCCAUUUAGGCGAUUUAUGAUUAACAAGAGACAAAUUUUAAACUGCAUUGUACUUGUUAUCUUUAUCUACUUACGUUAAUCAAUUAAGUUUAAAAGUACUUUGUUACGUCCUCCCAUAAGCGACCACCUCCCGUAAGCGACCACUUUUCCGUGCACCAUGGGUGGUCGCUUACGAGAGAGCUUACUGUACAUUUUUAACAGAAAGUUAAGAUUUGCAUAUUUUUGCAGAAUGUCAAACACCCCUCGGUAUGCAAAACGGUGCGAUACAAGAUGCCCAAAUAAAAGCCUCUUCAGAGUGGGAUGGUAAUCAUGCUGCCAUCCAGGGAAGACUCCACUUUAAAGCAAUUCCAGGCAAAGCAGGAUCAUGGUCAGCUCGCUCAAAUGACAUGAACCAAUGGCUGCAAAUUGACUUGGCUAAUCAGCAUACAAAAGUAACACGCAUAGCCACGCAAGGCAGGAAUGCAUAUAAUCAGUGGGUUACAAAAUACAAGUUACUAUUCAGUGACAAUGGUGUCAACUUUCAUUACUACAAGGAACAAGGAAAUGUGGCAAUCAAG
This is a messenger RNA of Porites evermanni, 3528 nucleotides long. NCBI's taxonomy places the organism in Eukaryota, Metazoa, Cnidaria, Anthozoa, Scleractinia, Poritidae. The record is from the annotation of a GenBank genome assembly.